Plasmodium adleri (nom. inval.) is the source of this 2775-nucleotide messenger RNA. Its product is annotated as DnaJ protein, putative. Lineage: Eukaryota; Apicomplexa; Aconoidasida; Haemosporida; Plasmodiidae. Bases 1 to 2775 code for a protein of 924 amino acids. The record is from RefSeq and is a predicted model, not a curated record. The transcript is spliced from 2 exons.
AUGUUUGAUUAUUAUAAAUAUAAAUUUAAAAAGGGAUGUUUACCCUAUUUUUUAGUAAUUAAUGUUUUUAUUGUUAUUAUCCUUGGAUCUAUAUAUGUGACUUUUCUUGAUAAAAGUACGUAUAUAGGAAAUUCAUUUAUUGCAACCGUCAAUUUUUAUAGAUAUGGAAGAAGUUUAUAUGCCACAGAACGAUUAAGUGAAAUUUUUGGUAUUCCUUCUAAGGAUAAAAUAAGGAGUAAAUUAAAUAUAAAAGGGAAUGAAGAAGACGAUCUCAUAUUAAUAAAUAGAUUUGUAGAUGAAGAUGAGUGUAAUGCUUUUUUAUAUAUUACAAAUCUGAUGAAGGAUUUAAAAAAAUAUAAAUUAUGGAAUAAUUAUAGUGUCAUUCCACAUAUUAAUGAAUACAAUAUAGUGAAUAAAAAUAAGAUUGAUGAAAAAUUAGAUAAUGAAAUUAAUAAAAUGAAAAGAUUUUCAAAUGAUAAUAAAAAUAUAAUGUAUAAUAUAUGGUUUAAAGUAAUGAAUAAUGAAAGAACGAAAUAUUAUUCUUUAAAAAAUAUAUUGAAAAAUACCUACAAGGAAUUGAAAUAUCUAUAUAAAAUUCGUCGAAGACUCAGAAAGAGAAGAUGGAAUAAAUGUAAUAAUAUUAUUUAUAUAUAUGGAUAUUUUAUUGAGUUAAUGUUGAAUGAAAUGUUUGAAGAUUGGUUUAAUGAAGGAGAUUUUUUUUUGGAUGAUUUUAAAUUGUUAAUAAAUUCAAAUAGAAUUGCAUGGAAAGCAUUAACAAAUCAUGUUCAUUAUUCUUGUAAAAAUAUUAUGACUCAAGGUUUGCAAGAUGUAAUACGAACCAAAAAUGAAAAACGUAAUUAUAAUAAUAUAAAUAAAAGUACAGAAAAAAGAAAAAGGAGAAAUAAAAAUGAAAACAUUUUAUGUGUUAAGAUGCAAAAUAUGGACAAUUAUAAGAAAUCAAUAUUAUCAUUGAAAUAUAAUAAAUAUCCACCAUAUGAUUAUAAAGAUUCUAUUGGUGAAGAACUAAAUAUUGAUGAAAAGAAAAAAUAUUUUAACGUUAAAGAGAAGAGACAUAAAAGAGACAAAUUGAGAGGUACAUAUAUGGAAUAUGAAAAUGUGAAAGAAUGCAUGAAGCAAAAAGAAAAAAAAUUAAAUGAAUCUAUAGUAAAUAAUUCAGAUUUAUAUAAAUACAAAUCAUAUAAUAUACCAACAAAUGAUAUAAAAUCUAAUAAUAUCCAAUCAAAUGAUAUAAAAUCUAAUAAUAUCCAAUCAAAUGAUAUAACAUCAGAUAAUUUUAAAUCAAGAAAAUCACGAAAUUUAGAAGAGGCAGAAAGUAUUUUACCAAAUGAGACACAUUUUAAUAAUUGUAAUAAAAAAAAAGCAUAUUAUUUAGAUGAAGAAUGCGAUGAAUUAUUUUCUAAUAAAAAUUCGAAACAAAAGGUUAAUGAUAAUGCAGAUGAAGGUCCUUCCAACUCACGAAGUUUUUAUGGUGAUACAAAAUAUUAUGAUAUAUUAAAUGUGAAACCAGAUGCAAGUUUCAAGGAUAUAAAAGAUAGCUUUUAUAAAUUAGCUUUAAAAUAUCAUCCAGAUAAAAAUGAAAAUAAUAUUGAAGCGAAAAUAAUGUUUCAGAAGAUAAACGAAGCUUAUCAAGUAUUAAGUGAUGAAGAUCAAAGGAGAAAAUACGAUGAAGGAGAAUUCAAUGAAGUAAAUGACACUUUAUUUAUGGAUCCAUUAAUUUUUUUUAUGAUGUUAUUUACUUCAGAAGAAUUAUUUGAUUAUAUUGGAACAUUAAGAAUUGCUACCUUUGUAGCUUUGUUAUUCAAACACGAUUUUUUUGUUAAUGGAGUUUUAACAACAAAAAACAUAAUAAAUAAAGGAAUUGAAAAGGAACAGAAAAAAAGGGAAGUAGAACUAGCUAUAUUAUUAAGAGAACGAUUACAACCAUAUGUUGAUAGUAAUGAAGAUUGGGUUGAAAAUAUGGAGAAUGAAAUUAAAAAGUUGUUUUCAUCCCCAUUUUCGUGUUCCAUAUUAGAAUCCAUAGGUUGGACGUAUGAAAACGUGUCCAAAGUAUAUAUAGAUGAAAUCAAAAAUAAGUGGGGUAUAGGUUUAUCUUUUGCAAAUAUAAAAUUAGCUUAUAGAACUGUGCGAGCUGUAUAUUCUCAUGUAAGAUCUUUUUUUAAUAUUAUUUUUACAAUAAAGAAAUUAAAACGAGCUUAUGAAAUUAUGGAUUCCAUAAUAGAUGGUAAAGAUAUUAAUGAGCCUAUUUCAAAUGAGGCUAAUAGUAUAACAUGUGAUUCAGAGGGUAGCUCCGAUUACAAUGUAAUUACACCUGAUAAUAUCAAAAAGGAUACAAUAUCUAAUAAUUUUAAUAAUAAUCAUAGUGAACAUGAAAAUAAUAGGAAAAAUGUAAUCGAAACGUGUAGUACAAUUAGUAAAUAUAAUAAUAAAAAUGAUUUAAAUGAUAAUAAUUCUCCUGUAACAUAUGAAGAAAAAAAUAAAAUUUUACAAUCCUUCAUAAUUGAAUUACUAACAGUAAUUUUAUGGGAUAUAGAAACAACAGUUAGGAAUGCUUCUGAAAAGUUUUUAAAAGAUGAAGGAGUAGAUAUAUAUGUGAGACUAAAAAGAGCAGAAGGAAUGUGUAUUUUAGGGAAAUUAAUGCAAAAAUGGGCAAAAACAAAAAAAAAUGAUAAAGAUAUAAAUAAAUUCGAUUUUAUAAAUCAUACAAAAGAGGCAUUUGAAAAAGCAUCAUGUGUAGAUGUUGACGAAGUUGAUUAA